Messenger RNA from Limulus polyphemus (Atlantic horseshoe crab), 484 nucleotides. RefSeq lists its product as uncharacterized. The record is from RefSeq and is a predicted model, not a curated record. The transcript is spliced from 6 exons. Lineage: Eukaryota; Metazoa; Arthropoda; Merostomata; Xiphosura; Limulidae. The coding region runs from base 18 to 434 and encodes 138 amino acids.
AUUUUUGAAGCAGCAACAUGAAAAUCUUAAUCUUGUUCAUAAUGGUUACUAGUGCAGUUAGCUUGUCAGGAAAGCAUUUUCUGUGGUUCUCAUGUGAUGCAGAUGAUGAUGUGAAACUGUCAUUUCAACAGUGUUUGACAGUUUUGCCACCAUUGUGUUUCCAGUCAAUGCAACAAUGUAUGACAAAACUACGACCAGGAACCAAUACAACAGAGUUCCAGCAAGAGAUGUGUCUGAACACCACCCUCCAGAAUGAGAUACUGGCAUGUAAGAAUGAAGAGAUAAUAAACAAUUUGUGUAAUGAAACGUUCAGUGCCACUGAUUACAAAAACAUUGAAGCAUUUGAGGGAUGUGUCCUCAACAUAUUCCUCUCUCAGAACACGAACGCUUGUAACCAAAUGUCUGGAGACCAAAGUCCACUACUCCUAAGAUAGAAUGCCUUUAUUCUUUCAGCUCCUAACCAUGAAGUUAUAAAUGAGACGCU